Messenger RNA from Saccostrea echinata, 987 nucleotides. RefSeq lists its product as uncharacterized. NCBI's taxonomy places the organism in Eukaryota, Metazoa, Mollusca, Bivalvia, Ostreida, Ostreidae. The record is from RefSeq and is a predicted model, not a curated record. The coding region runs from base 1 to 987 and encodes 328 amino acids. The transcript is spliced from 6 exons.
AUGAACUUAAAAAUUGUCGGUGUUUCCAUAGUGUUUUUCCUUCUUUUACCCGGUCACAGAGGGAUUUCGAUCGUAUUUACCCCUGGCAAAAGGCUUUCUGGAUUUGUUAUGGAAGAAAUAUCCCCCAUCGGGAAAGAGAUGUGCGUUAAAGAGUGUGCCAAGAGGGCAACUUGUGCCUCGAUUAAUUUUCAUAGAGGCCGGUUGGAAUGUGAGUUGUCUUUUAACAAUGGAAUGACAAAUACUGCCAGUCUCUUAUCUGAUGAAGAAUAUAUCUAUAUUGAAAGAAAAGAAAUACCACAGGUGUAUUUCGACAGAUGCAAUGCACCUCGCGCUUGUUCACCCCUAGAAAGUUGUAUUCGGACAUCUACUGGACCUAAAUGCAUCCAAUCAGACUGCCCAGUUCAUCAUCCAGACGCGAACACCACUUCAGUCAAGGUCACAGCCACCAAGGUCGAUACUGUCCUCACCUACACUUGUAAUUCUGACCCCUCUAUAACCUUGACCUCCACCUGCAGAAGCAACGGAACUUGGUCAUCAUCCUCAUCUUCGUGCAAGACAACAGCGUGUUUGGCCCCCAUGACGACUUGUUGGUACAAAUACAACUUUACCCAUGACAAUGAGUUUAAUGGGUGUGCAGGUGGUCCAGAAUAUGUCAAGAAAACAGAAUUUACAUCUGCUCCACUAGUGGGGGUGGUUCUGUGUACUCCUACAAGAUAUAAACUAUUCCUUGGUGAAAACUUAACAACUACAUUUUUUAACAUUGGAGACGGGAGCGGAUCAGGACAGGAUCACUGUGAACUUGUAGGUGGAUCCCAAACUACUGCUAUAAUACCAGGAGAUUAUAACAAGUCUCCAGCUGUCACAGGUUACUUUCGAAGCCAUGAGGGACAGGAGUUUCAAUUUGGAAAGAUUGGCAUUGCGCAGUCAAGCUACUAUUUCAACUCCUACCUGGAGUGUGGCGUAUCAAUUCCGGACCCCGUACCAUAA